CCAUUAUUCUCCACAUCUAUAUCUCUUCUCAUGAUGACCGACACCACCCCGACCCAGGUGGCUGCUCUGGAGGCCUUCCUCCAGGAUCAUCCCACCAUCAAGUUCACCGCGCCCACCUCCCCUGAUUACCCCGCAGCCCGCGAAGUAUGGAACGGGGGGCGCCUCGACAACCCCCUCGCCGUCGUUCAGCCACAAACCCCGACCGGCGUAAGCACGAUCGUCAAGUAUGCCAAGGCACACAAAAUCCCAUUUACCAUUCGCGCGGGCGGACACAACCUGGAAGGCCGGUCCAUCGUCGAAGGAGCUCUGCUCAUCGAUUUACGGGCACUGACAGACGUCACGGUAUCGAGUGAUCGCCAGUCCGCCACCGUGCAAGGUGGAAUCCUGCAGAAGGAGUUGGCCACCAAACUCUGGGAAGAGGGCCUAGCCACGCCGAUGGGAACUAUCCCUGGUGUGGGAUACGUCGGUUGGGCCACGUACGGAGGAUACGGACCCUUCUCGGCACACUGGGGAUUGGGGGUCGAUCAGAUUAUCAGUGCGACGGUCGUCAGCCCUGAUGGGGAUAUCGUUACCGCCGAUGAAACUCUCCUCAAGGGGAUCCGAGGAGGUGGUGGACUGUUUGGUGUCAUUUUAGACCUCACUAUUAAAGUGUACCCCCUCAAGAGUCUUCUUACCGGAGCAAUCGUAUUCAACUCGCAAGAUAUCAUCAAAACCGUCACCGACUUCAACGCCGCCUACGAAGAGCUCCUCGACACAGGCAUCCCCCCAGAACUAUAUAUCCAACAAAUCUCAUUCAACACCCCACACGGCCGGGUAUACGCUGUCCUCUUCGUCUGGAGCAGCGACGACACCGAAGAAGGUCUUCGAUGGAGCGAAAAGAUCGCCAGUCUGGGACCAGUUAUCAUGAACAAUGUAGCUCCGACCGGUAUCCCGGGGUGGCUGACUGCGAACGGUGCUUUUGUGCCUUCAAAGAUGUUCGGAAUCAGCCGCACGCAGAAUAUCCGUCGCAUCACGCCCGAAGUAGCCAAGGUGCUCGGACAGACGCUCGAUCGUAUGCCUUCAGACCCGGGUACGAUGUUCUCGAUUCAGCAACUAAGGGGUGUUUCAGCUGAGGCGAAGAGCAACUCGGUCUUUGCGACGAGGGAACCGCAUCUUGUACUCGAGAUUCUGGGGUUCACGACGGAGGACGAGGCCAAGGAGGAAUCAGAGCAGUGGGCGAAGCGGGCGGCGGAAGAGUUUCAACAGACGGACCCGAAUAAUACACUCCCAACAGUGUAUAUAUCUUUGUUGAACACAAUGGGGGUUGAAUCGGCAGACGUGCUCCGUAAGGCGUAUGGACCUCAUGUCCCGGAGCUUCUGGCGCUGAAGGAGAGGAUUGAUCCCGAGAAUGUUUAUAGUUUGGCGGUUCCUCUGCUCAGGUGAACUUGAUCAGCUUCAGAGAAUGCGUGGU
Messenger RNA from Aspergillus heteromorphus CBS 117.55, 1450 nucleotides. RefSeq names its product FAD-binding oxidoreductase. Lineage: Eukaryota; Fungi; Ascomycota; Eurotiomycetes; Eurotiales; Aspergillaceae. The coding region runs from base 31 to 1422 and encodes 463 amino acids. The transcript is spliced from 2 exons. Gene Ontology annotation, molecular function: FAD binding. The record is from RefSeq and is a predicted model, not a curated record.